Orbicella faveolata is the source of this 1564-nucleotide messenger RNA. RefSeq lists its product as uncharacterized. Gene Ontology annotation, molecular function: oligosaccharide binding; extracellular matrix structural constituent. The record is from RefSeq and is a predicted model, not a curated record. NCBI's taxonomy places the organism in Eukaryota, Metazoa, Cnidaria, Anthozoa, Scleractinia, Merulinidae.
CGGCUCUUCAACAAGAGGCCCAUUCCGUUUUGAACGAGGAGCAUUUUGCAUCUGUGCUGAGCAGAGACUUUUCGCGUUGAGUCAAUCAAUCGAACUUCUUGAAGUUUUAUACUGCUUCAACGCAUCUCCAAAAUGUUCUUCCACGUUAGUUUCGCUUUGGUGUUACUCUCCAGCAGUGCUCUAACAAUAAGGGGUCUGGAGCAAAAGAGGAACAAAAUGUGUGUGUUGGACAUAGAUGAAAAAGGCAAUCUUUACCUCUACAAGUUUGCACUACUCUGCAAGAACGAGAUUAUCAAGCGACUGAUCAAUGGAUCUUAUCAGCUCGCAGAGCCGAGCGACGGACCGAAUACAAUAGGACAAAGCAAAUUAAACCCAGCCUUGAAUUGCAAGGACCUGAAACAGAAAGCGCCAUCACUCGUGUCAGGCGUCUAUUGGAUAGAUCCAGAUGGUGGUUCCCAUGGUAACGCAUUCGAGGCCUACUGCGAUCAACAGACGGACGGUGGGGGCUGGACACUAGUAUGGAGCUACACCUUCACAGCUUACUCGAGUUUCGCGAGUAGUGCAAACGCUGUCACGCCGCGUCCAAGCUGGUCAGCCAGUUCAGCUACCACUCCAGUGUCCACAAUAGUUCCUUUGAGUGAGACAGAUUACGCGGCCACGAACUUUUCCUUGUGGCGCACCAUUGGUAAAGAAUUCCUGAUCAAGAGCAACAUCAACAACUGGAUCGCAUGCAAGGAAGGUACUGGCAGCUUGGUGCAAGAGAAGGCGGGAUCAAUCGCUUGUAAACUGGUUAAACAGGUUUCCAAGCUGUGUGCUGGUGUGGUGCCAAAAUUGUUGACGCUGUACUCCAACGGACCAUAUCUCUCUAGCAGCAGCCUCUACUAUUACUUUGAUGGUAAUGCUGGUAAUGAUUGGCCUACCCAUGAUCCAUGUGGAAAAAACCAACAAAAUCAGUUGAAAGGUGUGGCUAAUCCACACGGAAAUAUUUUUGUUCGUUAAAAGUUCAGUUUUCGUUAAGUUUGGCAUAAGGACAAUGAUUGCUCAAGGGUUUUAAGGGAUAAGGUGCUCACACAAGGCAUGUAUUUGCAAAUAAAACUUCUUCUAGGAGUGAUUGGUUUUAUUAGCGGUAACAUGUUAGUAUCAUGCAUGUUAAUUUGAACUAAAUAGAAAUAUACAACAUUUGUCACAUUGCUUUACUUUUCGUGGAAAACGGCUGAAAAAUUAAUAAAUAUGCGGUUUUGAGGGAAUUUAGAGUUUGAAUUGAUUGUAGCCCUUAUUUUAAGUUUAUAUAUUCCUUUCCCUCUAUGGACUUAUGCUCAGAUUUCAAAGGCUAAAUGCUAUGGGUUGAGUGAUGUUAUAUCUCUUGCGAAACGAAAUGCUACACUGUUCUAAAUCUGAAUUGAUCCUAAAUUAGAGACAAAGAAUCUCUUACGCUCUGUAUGUAGACGAGAGAAUUUCUCUCGUUCAGGUUGGAGAUUUAGUAAAAUCACGCUGCUUGCAAAAAUGGAAAAAUUGCAAGAAACUUUGAUUGAAAAUACAUCUAAACAACAAAGAGCAUUCAACG